Molecule: messenger RNA, 819 nt
Organism: Striga hermonthica
Lineage: Eukaryota; Viridiplantae; Streptophyta; Magnoliopsida; Lamiales; Orobanchaceae
Source: the annotation of a GenBank genome assembly
AUGGACAAGAAUGAUAAGUACCAUUUUGUUCUUGUCCACGGAGAUUGUCACGGCGCAUGGUGUUGGUACAAGCUAGCGACGCUGCUUAAAUCCGAAUCUCACAAAGUCAGCGCAAUCGAUAUGGCGGGCUGUGGUCGAAACCUCGAAUCAGUUGAAUUGGAAAUCGUGUCGCUAACGGAUUAUAUGGCCCCAUUAAUGCUGUUCAUGGAGUCCCUACAUGAUGAUGAGAGAGUAAUACUUGUUGGGCACAGCAGGGGUGGAAUAGACAUUUCUAUUGCUAUGGAGAGAUUUCCACGAAAAAUCGCUGCGGCCGUUUUCGUAAGUGCCGCCAUGCCCGGCCCUCGUCUUGAUCUCCCAACCGUCUCCAAAGAGUUUGGCAGAAGAUUGGGUUCAACCAUGGACAAUGAGUAUGCUUACAGCCAAGGAGAGGACAAACCUCCAACAUCCUACCGAUUUGGCCCGAAUUUCUUGGCAUCAACUCUGUAUCAACUUUCACCGCCCGAGGAUUUGACUCUGGCGACACUUUUGAUUAGGCCAUCUCCUCUGUUUGUUGAUUUUCACUGCCCGUCCAAAGAAACUGCGCUAACAAUGGAAAAUUACGGUUCAGUCCCUCGUGUAUACGUUGUUUGUGACGAGGACAAGCUGAUGAAGGUUGAGAUGCAGAGGUGGUUGAUCGAGAACAACCGGCCAGAUGAUGUAAAAGUUAUCGAGGGUUCGGAUCAUAUGGUCAUGAUGUCCAAGCCACAUCAUUUGUCUUUGUGCUUGCUGGAGAUUGGGGACAAAUAUUGGCCUUCUUCAUGUAGCGCCCCGUUAGUUUAA